Messenger RNA from Diospyros lotus (date-plum), 895 nucleotides. RefSeq names its product 1-Cys peroxiredoxin A. NCBI's taxonomy places the organism in Eukaryota, Viridiplantae, Streptophyta, Magnoliopsida, Ericales, Ebenaceae. Bases 21 to 680 code for a protein of 219 amino acids. Gene Ontology annotation, biological process: cellular oxidant detoxification; cell redox homeostasis. Gene Ontology annotation, molecular function: peroxiredoxin activity. Gene Ontology annotation, cellular component: cytosol; mitochondrion. The record is from RefSeq and is a predicted model, not a curated record. The transcript has 4 exons.
UCUUCUUCCCAGCCACCAGAAUGCCGGGCAUCACCAUCGGAGACACCCUUCCGGACCUCGAGUUCCAGACAACCCAUGGCAAGAUCAGGCUCUAUGACUACAUCGGGGACCAGGGCUGGGUGAUCCUCUUCUCACACCCGGGUGACUUCACGCCGGUGUGCACGACGGAGCUGGGAAUGAUGGCGGCGUACGCCGAUAAGUUUGCCGCCAUGGGGGCCAAGCUCCUCGCCCUCUCCUGUGACGAUGUCAAUUCUCAUCAAGAGUGGAUCAAAGACAUUGAGGCCUACAACGGGCACAAGGUGACGUACCCGAUCAUAGCCGAUCCCAACAGGGAGCUCAUCAAGCAGCUCAACAUGGUGGAUCCCGACCAGAAAGACCCCGCUGGAAACCAGGUUCCUUCCCGGGCGCUGCACAUCAUCGGCCCCGACAAGAAGAUUAAGCUGAGCUUUCUUUAUCCGGCGAGCACUGGGCGGAACAUAGACGAGGUAGUGAGGGUGAUAGAGGCGCUGCAGAUAGCGGCCAAGUACAGGGUGGCGACGCCGGCUAACUGGAAGCCGGGGGAGGCGGUGGUGAUAUCGCCGAGCGUGUCGAAAGAGGAGGCCGACCAGAUGUUCAAGCAGGGCUACGAGACCGUCCCGCUGCCGUCCGGUGAGGAGUACCUCCGACUCGUCAAAGUCUGAACCCAUCCAUAUCAUCAUCAAUUAAGAUAUAAUAAAUAUUAGACAAGAAGUUGCAGGGGACCAAAAUGAGUGGUUUAAUAAAUAUUAGAUUAGUGUAUAGAUAUAUAUAAAUAUAUAUGCUACUGUACUGUUGGUAGUGUUGGGAGUACGUAGUGCAAUAAAAGAUAACACAUUAAGAUCCAUCCAUCCAUCAUUCAAGCCCAUAUAUCUCGUUG